Nothoprocta perdicaria is the source of this 2459-nucleotide messenger RNA. RefSeq names its product solute carrier family 38 member 3 (gene SLC38A3). The record is from RefSeq and is a predicted model, not a curated record. Lineage: Eukaryota; Metazoa; Chordata; Aves; Tinamiformes; Tinamidae. The transcript is spliced from 15 exons. Gene Ontology annotation, molecular function: L-glutamine transmembrane transporter activity; L-histidine transmembrane transporter activity; L-asparagine transmembrane transporter activity. Gene Ontology annotation, biological process: L-glutamine transport; asparagine transport; amino acid transmembrane transport. The coding region runs from base 1 to 1536 and encodes 511 amino acids.
AUGGAGGCCACGGAGGUGCCCAUCCAGGCCGAGAUGGUGGAACUAGUGCCCAACGGGAAGCACGCUGCAGCACUCAACACAUCCACUGUCCCUUCGCUGGCAGGUGACAGGUUUGACGAGAACCAGUCCAGCGCAGCAGAGCUAGAGGAGUUUCUGCCUCACGGCACUGAGAAGAAGCAGACGCACUUCACAGAUUUCGAAGGGAAGACGUCUUUUGGGAUGUCCGUGUUCAAUCUCAGCAACGCCAUUAUGGGCAGCGGGAUCCUGGGGCUGGCGUAUGCCAUGGCCAACACAGGCAUCAUCCUCUUCCUCUUCCUCCUGACAGCCGUGGCCCUGCUCUCCAGCUACUCCAUCCACCUGCUGCUGAAAUCUUCAGGCAUCGUGGGGAUCCGUGCGUAUGAACAGCUCGGCUACCGAGCCUUUGGCACACCAGGAAAGCUGGCUGCAGCCAUUGCCAUAACGCUGCAAAACAUUGGAGCCAUGUCCAGCUACCUGUACAUCGUCAAAUCCGAAGUGCCUCUCGUCAUCCAGACAUUCCUCAACCUGGAGGAGAAGACCACGGACUGGUACAUGAACGGGAACUACCUGGUGAUCCUGGUUUCCAUCACCGUCAUCCUGCCCCUGGCCCUCAUGAAGCAGCUGGGCUACCUGGGCUAUGCCAGCGGCUUCUCCCUCAGCUGCAUGGUCUUCUUCCUCAUCUCGGUCAUCUACAAGAAGUUUCAGGUGCCCUGUCCUCUCCUUGCACAAGACAUGAACAGCACGGGCAGCCUCAACUACACGCUGGGCAGCACCACCCACCACCAGAAYGACUAYCCCGUCCUCCAGGCCCCUGAGAAGGGCACCUGCACCCCCAGCUUCUUCACCCUCAACUCCCAGACGGCGUACACCAUCCCCAUCAUGGCCUUUGCCUUUGUGUGCCACCCCGAGGUCCUGCCCAUCUACACGGAGCUGAAGAACCCCUCGAAGAAGAAGAUGCAGUGCAUUUCCAACAUCUCCAUUAUGGUCAUGUACCUCAUGUACUUCCUGGCUGCCCUCUUUGGCUACCUCACUUUCUACGGCCGCGUGGAGUCRGAGCUGCUGCACACCUACAACAAGGUGGACCCCUUUGACGUGCUGAUCCUGUGCGUGCGGGUGGCCGUGCUGACAGCCGUGACACUCACAGUUCCCAUCGUGCUCUUCCCGGUGCGCCGGGCUAUUCAGCAGAUGCUGUUCCAAGGCAAGGACUUCAGCUGGGUCCGUCACAUCAUCAUUGCCGUGAUCCUGCUGACCUUCAUCAACCUGCUGGUCAUCUUCGCCCCCUCCAUCCUUGGCAUUUUCGGCUUGAUCGGUGCCACGUCCGCUCCCUGCCUCAUCUUCAUCUUCCCUGCCAUCUUCUACAUGCGCAUCAUGCCCAAGGACAAGGAGCCUCUGCGCUCCCCACCCAAGAUCCUGGCAGCCUGCUUCGCCCUCCUCGGGGUGCUCUUCAUGAUCAUGAGCUUGAGCUUCAUCAUCAUCGACUGGGCCACGGGCGGGGGCAAGAGCGGCGGCAGCCACUAGCUGUCCCUGGGGGCCCAGACCAAGCUGCCCCGCCGCACCGGUGCCCUGGGAAGCAGCAGCCCCAGGGCUGGCCCCCRACCCCACCGCUUGGACUGUACCACGACCCUCGCGCUGCCCACCGGGCACACGUAACGCCCUCCGCCCGCCCCGGCCCGACGGGGACGGGGUCCCGUGCGGCCCUGCACUCGUAGCGGCGGACAGAGCCCUGACCUGCGUGGGAGUCCCCGGGCUGUGCCAGGGAGGGGGGCGAGCCCCAGGCCGUGGGGGCAAUGCUCUGCCUACACCUCCCACACGUCCCUGCCCGCUGGGCACCUCAGUUUCCCCAUCUGGAAGACGGGGAGAAUGUUUCCCUACCUCACCAGAGCUGGCCAUGAGCUGGACCUCAUCUCUGCACCCAGAGAGCAACCGGCCACUGGCAGCAGGCACUGCCAAGUGCGUGUGGCAUGGGGGGACAAACGGGACCUCCCCAAUGCCAAGGGGAACUCAGACAACAGGGAUCUGCAGGGCUCAUGUCUGGGCGAGCAGAACAACCCCAGGGGGACCUGGGCAAACAGCUGGGCUCCCUGRGGCACGGCAGCAUCCUCUCUCCCUGAUGCCCCAUGGACAGUCAGCUCCCAUUCGCCCUGUCCCUCAAGGGUACUCCGGUACCUCUGGGAAAGGCAGUGCUGCCACGGAGGCCGCGCAGGAGCAAGCACUGUUGUGGGACCAGUACGCUGCUACCGAAGUUGCCGGGCCAGGAGCCGUGUCCCUGGGCUCAUCCCAACUGUCCCAGCACCCCCAAGGAGGGACACAAACUCGGGGCUGGCUCCAGGCCGGGCAAGGAGUGAGGGGCAGCUUUGGAGCCUCUCUCCUCCAUGCCCAUGGGUGGCCUGGAGCCCAGGAGCCAGGGUGAUGGGCACACGCGUGCUCGGAGCCGAGCCAAG